GGCCGCGGCCGCGCUAAGAUGGCGACUCCCAUGCAUCGGCUCAUAGCCCGGAGACAAGCUGAAGCAAAUAAGCAACAUGUAAGAUGUCAGAAAUGCUUGGAGUUUGGACAUUGGACUUAUGAAUGCACAGGAAAAAGAAAAUACCUACAUAGGCCUUCAAGAACAGCAGAACUAAAGAAAGCUUUAAAAGAAAAAGAAAACAGACUGUUAUUACAACAAAGCAUUGGAGAAACUAAUGUAGAAAGAAAGACCAAGAAAAAAAGGUCUAAAAGUGUAACCAGUUCCAGUAGCAAUAGCAGUGACAGUUCAGCCAGUGAUUGUUCAUCAGAUAGUGAAGAAACGUCUACCUCAUCCUCCUCAGAAGACAGUGACACUGAUGAAAGCUCCUCUAGUUCAUCAUCCUCGGCCUCCUCCACAACCUGUUCCUCCUCCUCCGAGUCAGACUCAGAUUCCAGCUCUUCUGGUAGCAGCAGCACCAGCACAGAUAGCAGCUCUGAGGAUGAACCGCCAAAGAAAAAGAAAAAGAAAUAGAAUUGCUCCAUACAUAGUGGACUGAUGGACUGAAAACAUUAAUGUGAUUCUCAAAAGGGAAUUUAGAAUAUAUUAAGGCCAAAUGGGUUAACUGGUCAAAAUUUCUAGAAUUCAAAAGUUUCUAAAUGUUUUACAUUGUAAGAGCAUAAAGAGUAUUAAUAAUAAUGGAUUAUAAAGACUUUUUUAUUUUAAGGGUGAAUCUUGUUCUUUUUUUAUCUGUAUCUCUAGAACUGAAUCAAGGCUGAAAUCUGUAAAUCUGUUUUUGUGAUGAAACUUAUCUUUUCUCCCUGUGAAAUAAAUGCCAUACUGUGUUACAGGUUAAUAGUAUGGAUCAGACAUGUUUUCAGGAUGGUGCAUCAGAAUAUCUGGCAAUGAAUUUCUAAUGCUUUUGGCCGUGUGUUAUUAUGUAAGGGUUAAUAUGUUGUUACUAUAAGCUUGGGAGUUUCCUCCUGUUAGUAAAUGUGCUCUAUUUUUA
This is a messenger RNA of Propithecus coquereli (Coquerel's sifaka), 1006 nucleotides long. It is a transcript of the gene ZCCHC10, whose product is annotated as zinc finger, CCHC domain containing 10. Lineage: Eukaryota; Metazoa; Chordata; Mammalia; Primates; Indriidae. The record is from RefSeq and is a predicted model, not a curated record. Bases 19 to 531 code for a protein of 170 amino acids. Gene Ontology annotation, molecular function: zinc ion binding; nucleic acid binding. The transcript is spliced from 4 exons.